AUGGGAAAGGUUCAAAUUGAGGACAAUGUUACCAAAGAAGAGAAAACUGAGUAUAGUUUAGUAAGGGUCAAAGGCACAUGGACCCGCAAACUGGGAAAAAAAGUCAAUAAGGACAAAGUUGACUGUGUCUCUGCAGCAAAAAUAUAUGAGAGCGUCAGAGAAAAGGGCACCAGUUGGACAGUGGUCACCCCCAUUGUCUUUACUUACAAGGUAACUGAGUCCAUGGGCCUGCUUGAUCCAAGCAAUGACACACUCCUGCUGGGCCACAUCACCGACUCACAGCAGAUAGAGGACAUUAAAAAAACAAACAAGCCAGUCAAACGCUUUGUGGUUGUUGACCAGGAGGUCUACAAAAUCUACGGCUCCAAGCUAACUGAAUAUUUAGAAGCCCGCAAUGUCCAGUACAAGAUCUUGGCUCUACCCACCACUGAAGAGAACAAAUCCAUGGAGAUGGCGUUGGAGAUCCUAGAAGAGGUCAACAACUUCUCCCUGGACCGCCGUACAGAGCCUAUCAUUGCCAUUGGUGGAGGGGUUUGCCUGGACAUAGUUGGCCUGGCUGCCUCUCUCUACAGGAGACGCACCCCUUACAUCAGGGUCCCAACCACACUGCUCUCCUACAUUGAUGCCAGCGUGGGGGCAAAGACAGGGGUUAACUUUGCAAACUGCAAAAACAAGCUGGGUGCCUACAUUCCACCCACUGCUGUCUUCCUUGACCUGUCCUUCAUACAAACUGUCCCUCGGCGACACAUCUCCAAUGGACUGGCAGAGAUGUUAAAGAUGGCCUUGGUGAAGCACAGAGGACUCUUUGAGCUUCUUGAGAAACAUGGCCGUUCGCUGCUGGACACUAGAUUCCAGGGUGAUAACAGUGACUAUAGGCACAACCACUUAGACGCUCCAUCACAAGCAACUCGUAUAGCCAUCACAACCAUGCUGGAGGAGCUUGCCCCCAACCUUUGGGAGGAUGACCUAAACAGACUAGUGGACUUUGGCCACCUUAUCAGCCCAGCAUUAGAGAUGAAAGUUCUUCCAUCUCUGCUGCACGGUGAAGCAGUGAACAUUGAUAUGGCUUACAUGGUUUACGUGUCCCAGGAGAGUGGUUUAUUGAGUGAAGAAGAGAAGCAGAGGAUCAUCAGCUGUAUGGUCAGCCUAGAGCUGCCUGUCUGGCAUCAAGCAUGUACCAUGGAGCUCAUCCAGACGUCUCUGCAGGACAGGCUGAAGCAUUCAGGUGGCCUGGUCAGAAUGCCUCUUCCUAUUGGUCUAGGACAAGCAGAAAUUUUUAAUAACACAUCUUAUGAGAUACUGCUCAAGGCGUACGAAAAAUGGUGUGAUGAACUGAGCAUAUCCUCGGAGAGCAACUGUGACCCUUAG
Scomber japonicus (chub mackerel) is the source of this 1368-nucleotide messenger RNA. RefSeq names its product 2-epi-5-epi-valiolone synthase (gene eevs). Gene Ontology annotation, biological process: antibiotic biosynthetic process. The transcript is spliced from 5 exons. The record is from RefSeq and is a predicted model, not a curated record. Lineage: Eukaryota; Metazoa; Chordata; Actinopteri; Scombriformes; Scombridae. Bases 1 to 1368 code for a protein of 455 amino acids. Gene Ontology annotation, molecular function: 3-dehydroquinate synthase activity.